GACCACCCAUAAAAUAAUGCAACGGUUAGGUGAGGAGAUCCUUUACCAACCACCCCCACCCCAACACCCCCAGGGAAGUGCUCAACUUCAACUGCCGACUCCUUCAACCUCGUCUCCGCUUGCUUCUUUUUGAUUAACGAUUGAAAAAAAAGUUGUGAGUUGAGCAGAUGUCUUUGCCUUCUUCCACUUCCAUAGAACAACCACAACCCCGUGUCCAUGAUGUCGAUGUCAUCACCUGCAAAGCAGCCGCGGUGGCAUGGGGAGCUGGACAGCCUUUGGUGAUAGAGCAAGUGAAUGUGAGUCCACCUCAGCCAAUGGAGAUAAGGAUCAAAGUUGUAUGCACCUCUCUCUGUCGCAGCGACCUCUCUGCCUGGGAGUCUCAGACUAUCUUUCCUCGGAUAUUUGGUCACGAAGCAACAGGGAUUGUCGAGAGUGUUGGCGAGGGGGUGACUGAAUUUACUCAAGGGGACCAUGUGCUAACAGUGUUCAUUGGAGAAUGCGGGAAAUGCAGGCAAUGUGCAUCAGGUAAAACCAACAUUUGUCAACUCCUGGGGCUCGAAAGGAGAGGAUUAAUGCACUGCGAUCAGAGGACACGCUUCUCUAUAAAUGCCACUGGGGAACCCGUUUACCAUUAUUGUGCAGUUUCAAGUUUUAGUGAAUAUACUGUGGUGCACUCAGGAUGUGCUGUCAAAAUCAGCUCACUUGUGCCUCUGGAGAAAGUAUGCCUUCUCAGUUGUGGAGUAGCUGCAGGCUUGGGUGCAGCUUGGAAUGUUGCUGAUAUAUCUGAUGGAUCAAGUGUGGUGAUAUUCGGUCUUGGGACAGUAGGCCUUUCCGUUGCACAAGGUGCAAACCUUAGGGGAGCAUCUCAAAUAAUUGGUGUUGAUACUAAUCCUGAAAAGGGUGAAAAAGCCAAAGCUUUUGGAAUUACAGAAUUUAUCAACCCAAAUGACAGCAAAGAACCUAUUCAACAGGUUAUUAAGCAUUUGACAGGCGGAGGAGCAGAUUACUCAUUUGAAUGUAUAGGUGACACUGGCAUGGUAACUACUGCAUUGCAGGCAUGUCGUGAUUUCUAUUCAUUCCACUUGGCCUCUCUUUUAUCUGGCGUUUGCUUGAAGGGAUGGGGUUUGACAGUUACACUUGGUGUGCCAAAAGUGAAGCCCGAAAUAACAGCUCAUUAUGGAGCAUUUCUUACUGGGAGAACAUUGAAGGGAUCGCUAUUUGGAGGAUGGAAACCUAAAUCUGAUCUCCCUUCCUUAGUAGAAAUGUACACGAAAAAGGAAAUCCAAGUUGAUGAGUACAUAACACAUAACCUGCCAUUUGAAGAUGUGAACAAAGCUUUCAAUCUCAUGCUAGAAGGCAAGUGUUUGCGUUGUGUCAUCCACAUGGAAAACUAGUUUUCCCUUGUUUUGUCACCUUGGUCCUUGGUAGAACAAGAGCACAAAUUGCCUUGCUACGUCCUACAUGCGAGAUUUGAUUGUUCGAUCCUUGUUGCGAUCAAGUUUUAUCUACUCGUGGAGGAUUACUGUCCCUUCCCUCGGAAGUUGGAAGGCUAACUCGAGUAACUGUAACUGUAAUUCCUUCCUCCCCCAGCUGGUUAAACAUUAUUGUAAACUGUUCACUGCUGCAAUAUUUACGGACAUAAAGAACGCAAUCAAUAUGCAUGUAUCCAAUUGGUGUGACAUAAAGACAUUAUUUAUUUAUUA
This is a messenger RNA of Pyrus x bretschneideri (Chinese white pear), 1703 nucleotides long. RefSeq names its product alcohol dehydrogenase-like 6. NCBI's taxonomy places the organism in Eukaryota, Viridiplantae, Streptophyta, Magnoliopsida, Rosales, Rosaceae. Gene Ontology annotation, cellular component: cytosol. Gene Ontology annotation, molecular function: S-(hydroxymethyl)glutathione dehydrogenase [NAD(P)+] activity; zinc ion binding. Gene Ontology annotation, biological process: formaldehyde catabolic process. The transcript is spliced from 10 exons. The coding region runs from base 168 to 1394 and encodes 408 amino acids. The record is from RefSeq and is a predicted model, not a curated record.